Cordyceps militaris CM01 is the source of this 867-nucleotide messenger RNA. RefSeq names its product efflux pump antibiotic resistance protein, putative. Bases 1 to 867 code for a protein of 288 amino acids. The record is from RefSeq and is a predicted model, not a curated record. The transcript has a single exon. Lineage: Eukaryota; Fungi; Ascomycota; Sordariomycetes; Hypocreales; Cordycipitaceae.
AUGAAUAACCCACCAGCGGCAAAACCUUGCUUCGCAACCGGCGACGGCAUCAUCUGCGCCGGUCUGCCGAGAUCCGGCACGGCCUCACUCGCCGCGGCCCUGCACAUGCUCGACCUCGGCCCCGUCCACCAUACCCUCACCAGCCCCGCGAUCCGCGCAAAUUACGGUUGGGGCCAAGCCGCCUGGUGCAACCUGCCCUUCCUGGGGGUGUCCGGCCUGCAGCGGGCGACGGACCGGCUGCCGUUUUACGUGAACCCCGCCGACGCCCUGCUGCCAUGGGUCCGGGCCGACUGGGACCGGCUAAUCGGGCAGCAGCGCGCAACGACGGACCUGGGCAGCGUCUUUAGCGAGCAGCUCAUUGCCGCGUACCCAGAGGCGCGCGUCAUCCUGGUCGAUCGCCCGGUGGAGGCGUGGGCGCGCAGCUUCGGCGCUGUCAUUAUAGACGGCGUGCACGCGGGGCUCGCGGGCUUUGUGUUCUGCGUCGUCGGCCCGUGGGUGGGCGUACCGCAGGCGCGCAUCGCCCGUGAUAUUGCAUUCGGCUGGCUCGGCACGUGGUCGCGCGAGGACGCCUGGCGGCGGCUGCCGGAGAUGCACGCCGAGCACUCGGCCAUGGUGCGGAGGUCGGUCCGGCCGGGCCAGCUGCUGGUGUACAGGUACGAGGACGGCUGGGCACCGCUUUGCGAAUUCCUCGGCGUCAAAGUCCCGGAUAAGCCGUUUCCACGGGUCAAUGACCAGGCGAGUAUCCUACAGUAUCUGUCCACAAUGCAGUGGAAGAUUCUUUCACUGGCUGCGAAGAAGCUGGUGCUCUGGUCUUUCGGUCUGGGUGUUUUCGGGUUUAUCAUACGCAGGUGGCUACACUGGGUGUAG